AAAUGAUGUAAUAAAAAUGAAAAAAACAACCUCUUAGUUCUCAGUUAAGCCUACUGUCUUGCCAUAAGUAAUGUCUACUUGCAAAUUGGGCCGGUUUCCAAUAGACGGAAAACUCGGCGAAUCAUUUCAGGAAUCGAACAAAAGAUAUAACAGAUAGUAUUUCAGAAUCCAAACUUAAGCGGAGAAACAAGAGAAGGCAGAGAAAGACAAAGGAAUUGAGGUAUAUUGAUUUUAUUAAUAUGACAAGGAUGUUUUUAUUCAGAUGCAAAAUAAUCAAGAAGAAGUUUAUGAAGACAUGAAAUAGAAAGACUUGGUUGGACCAGAUUCCAUUAAAAAUUAUUACUAAACCUAUAAAAAAAUAACUAGAAUCAAGGAGUAGAAUAAGCUCUUCACAAUCUAGAGUAUGAUGAAAUCUAAAUUAAUUUAGACUCUGUCCAAACUAAUCUCAUAAUUAAAUCAGAACAACUAAGAUUAUUGCCAUGUAAGAUGGGUCUAAUCAAACAGAAAGGAGAAUCCAAAAUAUUGGCCAUAGAAAAUCACAAAUAUGGCGAUAAAUAUGUUGAAGUACUAUCUGAAGGUUUGAGAACUCUUCCUGUAAUUUAGGAUUUCAACUUCAAUUAAAACAGAAUUAAGGAAAAUGGUGCUUCAUUGAUACUGCCUUUAAUAUCUAAAUAAGCGAGGUCUAUUGAAAUGGUUUCGAAUAUAAUUGGAAAAAAAGGAUUAGAACCAGUGUUAAAUGUGCUUCCAUCUCAAACUUGCAAGUAUUUAUAUCUUAAUCAAUAACAAGAAUACAAGUCUUAAAUCUAGAAGAUAAUCAGUUGGGCGAUGUCUUAGCAUAAGAACUCUUCAAAGCCAUGUAAAAAAAUAAUACUGUCAAAUUACUUAAUGUAUCUAAAAAUCAAAUUACUAAUGUUUCUCAUACUUUCAUCAAAUAAAUGAUCGAAACCAAUGACUCUUUAGAAGAGCUGUAUCUUCAUUGGAAUUUAAUCAAAGGGAGUGGAGGUGCUGAACUUUUUAAGGCCCUGAUUAAUAAUAAGAAUAUGAAAGUUUUAGACUUGUCCUAUAAUUUGUUAGGAUGUGGAGGUUCAAAUUUAACGCCAGUUCUAAAAUAGUUUUUUGAAGAAAAUAAAGAAAUGAUUCAUUUAGAUUUAUCAGCAAAUCAAUUCAGUUUAGCUGACAGUUAAUCAAUUUCAGAAGCCUUGAAGGAAAAUCAUACUAUAUAUGGUUUUCACUUUUCUGGCAACUUUGGAUAUGUUGAUUCAAAAGGUUUCUUGAUCAUUUAGAAUGAAAUGAGGAACUUCAAUUAAAUACAUACAGAUUAUAGAAUUAGAGGAUGCGAAACUCACAGUAAACCAUAUUCAAAAGGUCCUAGAUCAGAAAAAUUAAUGGAUGUGUGUUGGAUUUGUGAUGGUUGGCAGGGUUAGAAGUUUGAAUGGAUACCAAGUAAUAUUAAUUAUUAUUAUUAUUUAGAUAAAAGCGGAAAUGCAUCAGAAGAACCAAUAUUCAUUCAUUUCGAUUUUGAAGGAUAUGAAGCCAUAUUUUUAGGUAAGCCGGAUGAAAAUGGUAUUUUCUAAACAAAUCGUAUGGUGCCAACAGGAGAAUUAGAGUAUUUUUAUACUGGAUGUUAGUUAUAAGUGGCAAGUCUGACUGAACCAUUAAAAGUUCAUAAUGAAAAAUUUAGAGUGAGAACUAAAAUUGCUGAUUAAAUUAUAGAUGUAUUAUUGGAUGAAACAAAUCAUUAAAUCAUAAACAAAGGGAAACCAGUUAUAUCAGAUUGGGAUCCAAAUUAUGAUGUAAAACCAAGAACUUGUGAUCCAAUCUAUAUUCCUGCAAAAAUGAAGAAAUAAAAGCGUGCAUGGUCAUUCCCAAUAUCAAUUUGGGCACCUAAAUACAAAUUUGAUACUGAGGAAUUGUUACGUAAAUGUUUUGAGAGAGAUUGGAAUUGCUCUAAAAUAACUAAAUUUGUUAAGAAAACUGAAGAAUAAGAGUAGAUUAAAGAAAUGUUAUGGCAAUCUUAUAAAUCAAUAAGAGAGACAUACAGAUAUUAUUCAGCCAUAAAUCCAAGUGGUGAUGUAUUCUCUAUGUCUCAAAAUCCAACUUCUGAAUUUGUGAAUUAAUGUUAAUUAAUUGAUGGAAAAUAAAUGAAAUUGGCUGAUGUAGAUUUAAAAUUUAUUGCUACUUGUAGUGCAUCAUAAUCAGAUUGGAAAGGUAAUUUUAGAAAUCCCGAGAGAUAUUUAGUCAGAUAUUAGAUGAUGGAAUUUUUAGUGAGAUUAUCAGAAGAUAAAUAUAUUAGAAAUUAACCUGGUUCUCCAUCAUUUGUUUAAGCCACAAGAAUGAUAUUAGAUUAAUGUCUCCCUCAUAUGUCUUAAUUCGAUUCUCAUAAAUGGAGAAUGGAAAGGUACUUUAUAGAAUAAUGUGAUGAUGUAUGUAAGAAAUACAAACAAGUAAUUGAUUAUGUGUACAUGCAUAAUUCAUAAAAAAAGGUGAAGCCAGGACAAGCACCAUUCAUGUGUCUAGAUGAAUUGAAAGAUGUAUGCAAUAAGGCCAAUCUUUUUGAUGAAAACUUUGUUGAAAGAGAUGUUAAUUUAGCAUUUUGCUUAUCAAUGUUGACUUAAGUUGAUGAAUUAGAAAGUGAUAGACUAUUUUAAAUGUAAUUGAUUGAAUUCAUGGAAGCAUUGGCAAGAAUAGCUGAUAAAUACUCUCCAGUAGGAAUUGGAAAGUAAAAUGAAGUAUUUAUAUAAUAAAUAUGAAAUAGAAAGAGUGGAGCUAUGAACAAAGGUUUGCGCAGCCUCUGUAUUAUAAGCUAGAAGCCUUUAUGAUUCAUUUGAUCCAUACUUCAGUCGAUGAAGAAACCAAAAAGAAUUGGAAGAUACCAACAAUUUCAAUGUUCGAUUUAAUUGAGGAAGAUGAUUAAUGA
Messenger RNA from Paramecium octaurelia, 2917 nucleotides. Lineage: Eukaryota; Ciliophora; Oligohymenophorea; Peniculida; Parameciidae. The record is from the annotation of a GenBank genome assembly.